CCUCCUCUACCUCUCGGGCUGGACUGCGGUGCACUGACGUCGGCUCGCCCUCCCCUGCCCCCUCGCCCCCCAGCAAUGGCCUCACGCAUCGGGCUGCGGAUGCAGCUGAUGCGGGACCAGCUGCAGCAAGAGGAGCAGCGUGAGCGGCAGCAGCAGCACCAGAAUGCAGUCCUGCAGCCGUACAUGCAGCAGCGCAUGGCCGGGCCACCUGCACCCACCCCUGCCAUUAGCGCCCCACAGCAAUACCAAAGCAUGCAGGUCCCCGUGGAGAUCCUUAAGGUAGAGACUCACCUUGAGAAUCCUACAGACUACCACAUCCGCCAGUCUCGGAGGCAACAGGUGAAAGAAUACCUGUCGACCACCUUCGCCACAAAACAGAUGGUCCAUGCAGUAGCCGGGCUGGUUCCACCCACUUCCCCCACAAAAAUGGGACCCACAGGGGGUUCAGCAUCUGCCCCCCCUCCCCUCCAGUCCCCGCACAUGCGUACCGAGCAGCUCAUGACUGGCAACAGUGCACCCAACAGCCCCAUGGCCAUGCUCAACCUCAGCUCCAGCCACGAGAACGAGAUGGAUGAGGUAAUUGAUGACAUCAUCAGCAUGCAGUCCAGUUAUGAUGAUAUUCAAGCGUACACUGACCUUGUGCAGAUGCCCAACACACUCCCUCUGUCUAGCAGUCACCUUGAUGUGUAUACAGGUCCUGGGAUGAAGGGGCCGGCCAUUGCUACGACCAGUAACUCCUGUCCUGCCAACCUGACCAUCAAACGAGAACUGUCAGAAGCCCGUGCAAUGGCCAAGGAGAGACAGAAGAAAGACAACCACAAUCUCAUUGAGAGAAGGAGGAGAUUCAACAUCAAUGAUCGAAUCAAAGAGUUGGGCACCAUGAUCCCCAAAACCAACGACCUUGAUGUGCGCUGGAACAAAGGCACUAUAUUGCGGGCAUCAGUCGAGUACAUCAAACGCAUGCAGAAAGAUGUGCAGAGGAGCAGGGAGGUGGAAAACAACUUCAAAAGAAUGGAGAUGGCCAACAAACAGAUGUUGCUACGCAUCCAGGAGUUGGAAAUGCAGGCUCAGAUGCACGGCCUGGCCAACCCCUCUCCCUCUGCCAUGAAUCUGACUGACAUCAUGGCCCCUUAUAUAAAACAAGAGAUCAGCCCAGAGGAGAAGCUUUCUCACCCUCAGUUACAAGUCCACCACCAGCCACAUCACCUACCCCAGAACCAGGCUCAGCCCCAGGCCCCCCAGCAACACUUCCUUCCACAAAACCACCUCCAUCCUCAGGGCCAGCCUCAGCCACAGCCCAGGCAGCUGCCUCCGCUCCCUCAGCACCUCCAGCACCAGCACCAGCACCAGCAGCCCCUGCAGUACCCAACUGUGGGCAGCUCCCAGGCCUUUGACUACGCCCAGUCUUUGGACUUAUGUGAUGGUAUACCUGGCUUCUCAGACGGCAUGUCGGAACUGGGCGAACUGGGUGGACUGGAAGGCCAUGGGAGAAGAGGGGAGUUGGGCUUCCUGAUGAUGGAUGAGCCCUUGUCCCCAAUGGGCGGAGACCCGCUGCUCUCAGCAAUGUCCCCCGAAGCCUCGGUCGACUCCAGCCGCAGGUCCAGCUUCAGCAUAGAGGACGGAGACAUACUGUAGACACGUGCGCACAAACACACACACACACUUACACAGAGGUGUCACAUGGGGUGCAUCAGUGACGGUAGACACAUGUACAGCACAUACGAUGGAAAGGAAAUCAGCCACCAGGCAUCACACCAGAUAUUCACCCACCAUUGAGUCACAACACGCGCACACACACACACACACACCGGUGACACUCUGUGGUAGAGUACGGUGUUAAUGGUACAAACACAAAUAUGGUACACAGCUCUCUCAACUGAAAACAUCUGCACUAACAUACACAAGUACACGCGAGAUAACGUCAAACUCUGCCCGACAGGCUGAGCAUUUACACAGGGUGAAGCGACACUGCCUGGUCAGGAGUGUGCUUCCAUGAGGGUGGCUCUGAAUCAUAAUUGGGCAAGGGACAAAAAAACAAUAUUUAAUUAGACUGAAAUUAUCAGAUACAAGGACAACCGAGUGCAUUAUCUCACUUGAUAGAGGUUAGUUAUUUUCCCCUUUACAUCCACCUCUUUUAGUAACCAUAAAUGAUUGAGUGAACGAUAGUGAGUAAAAUGGAAAUGGCGUCAUGGACGUGCAUGCAUAUUUUAUCUGACGGAGACGCAGCGCUCUGUUUCUCAGUCUGUUUCUAUCCCAGCUUACUUUAGUGCCUUCGGCGUUGGUCGUUUUGGUGUCAGACAAAGAUCCUGUUUUCAUCUUGGAGAUGCGAUGCUGUCCCUCAGUUUCCACGACUUAAAUAAUUUUUUCACACUGUGUCAGUGGCUUUUUUAGAGUCAUCCCAAUCUGUGAGGUGUCAAAAUACUCAGGUACUGUAUUGGAAACAGACGAGCAGGAUCGUGUUAAGUAGAAACAAAUGUUUACCUGGACUGUGUCAGGGUCAUGAUCCAUCAUCACUGUGCCUUCUGAUUUGUGCAGCUGCUGCUCCUCAUAGCCUCCUAAGUUUUAUAUGUUAGACAUCGUGACCAGAGGUUAGACUGACUAUCAAGCUCAGUUUUGCCUGUAAAAGCUUCAGUUUGCUUCUGUACCAGCGAAAUAAUUAGUAACACAGGAGCUAAGCUGUUAAUCUUUCUGUCGCUAUGGCAUCGGUCAAACCCGGUACUGACAUCCAUCUUCAUCACAUCCCACUUUCUUUAAAAAAAAAAAAAGAAA
Solea solea (common sole) is the source of this 2769-nucleotide messenger RNA. RefSeq names its product transcription factor EB (gene tfeb). NCBI's taxonomy places the organism in Eukaryota, Metazoa, Chordata, Actinopteri, Pleuronectiformes, Soleidae. Gene Ontology annotation, cellular component: nucleus. Gene Ontology annotation, biological process: humoral immune response; positive regulation of DNA-templated transcription; regulation of transcription by RNA polymerase II. The record is from RefSeq and is a predicted model, not a curated record. The transcript has 10 exons. Bases 76 to 1635 code for a protein of 519 amino acids. Gene Ontology annotation, molecular function: protein dimerization activity; DNA-binding transcription factor activity, RNA polymerase II-specific; RNA polymerase II cis-regulatory region sequence-specific DNA binding.